This is a messenger RNA of Corylus avellana, 1615 nucleotides long. It is a transcript of the gene KNAT7, whose product is annotated as homeobox knotted-like protein. Gene Ontology annotation, biological process: regulation of DNA-templated transcription. Gene Ontology annotation, molecular function: DNA binding. The record is from RefSeq and is a predicted model, not a curated record. Lineage: Eukaryota; Viridiplantae; Streptophyta; Magnoliopsida; Fagales; Betulaceae. Gene Ontology annotation, cellular component: nucleus.
AAAGGUCUUUAAAACGCUACAAAACUUGAAUCCCCCCCUCCCCUUCUCUCUCUUUCUCUCUCUCUCUCUCUCUGUUUCAUGUCUUUGUUGCUUCUUUCUCUUUCUCUGUGUAUGUAAAAUCUUUGUUUUUCUCAGACGUGGUGCAGAAAGUUGUGUGUCUCAGAUCCCGAUAUACACAGUCUCUCUCUCUCUCUCUCUCUCUCUCUCGCUUUCAUAUACACCAGUAACGAUAAAACUGUCUGCUUUCCUCUCUGCCUCUCCAUCAAACGCACACAAACACCACAACUACACAAGAGUCUCUUUUGUGGUCCUGAGAACUGAACCCACAACCCCACCUUUCCUCUAUAUAAUCCUCAUCUCCUUUUCAAACCCCUUUCGUUUUUAUUACCCAUUUAAUUAAAUUACACACACUAUCUCUCUCUCUCCCUUUCGUUUUUUUUUUUUAAAUUUUUUUAUGGACAUAGAAAUACAAGAAACAAGCCUGGGAAUGAUGGGUGGAGGCGGUGCUGGCGGUAGUAGUGGCGGUUUAGGUGGCGAUAUGGGAGUUUCCGGCGACCACAACCGCCAGCUAAAGGCGGAGAUAGCUACUCACCCGCUAUAUGAGCAGCUCCUGUCGGCCCACGUGGCCUGCCUCCGUGUCGCCACUCCGAUUGAUCAGUUGCCGUUGAUCGACGCGCAGAUACAACAGUCUCACCAUCUUUUGCGCUCCUAUGCCUCGCAGCGUAGCCAUUCCAUAUCUCCCCAUGAGCGUCAGGAGCUCGACAGCUUCUUGGCACAAUAUCUGUUGGUUUUGUGUAGCUUCAAAGAACAGCUUCAGCAACAUGUCAGAGUCCAUGCCGUUGAGGCUGUCGUGGGUUGCCGUGAAAUCGAAAAUACCUUGCAGGCCCUCACUGGAGUGAGCCUAGGUGAAGGUACUGGUGCAACAAUGUCAGAUGAUGAGGACGAUCUGCAGAUGGAUUUCUCUCUUGAUCAAUCUGGUGCUGAUGGACAUGACAUGAUGGGAUUUGGUCCGCUGCUUCCGACAGAAUCUGAAAGGUCAUUAAUGGACAGAGUUCGACAGGAAUUGAAGAUUGAACUAAAGCAGGGUUUCAAGUCAAGAAUUGAAGAUGUCAGGGAGGAGAUCCUAAGAAAAAGAAGGGCAGGGAAAUUACCAGGUGACACAACUAGUGUGUUGAAAAAUUGGUGGCAGCAACACUCAAAGUGGCCUUACCCAACUGAAGAUGACAAGGCAAAACUUGUAGAGGAGACAGGGUUGCAGCUGAAGCAAAUCAACAACUGGUUCAUCAACCAAAGGAAGCGCAACUGGCACAGCAACUCACAGUCGGUGACCUCUCUGAAGUCCAAGCGCAAAAGCUGUUGUUGACCAUGGGAGGUAAAUAGGGUGGCUGACUCUUGUACGUGGAAAGCUAUGAAGGAACCGUUGGAGGUUAGUUGACUUCAAAGUCGGGUACAGAGAAUGUAAUAGAUGGGAGUUUGAAUAGCUUUACAUAGCUUACACUACAUUACAUAUAUAUGAGGUUGUAACUUCAUGGUUUUAACUGCAUGGGUAAAGUUACUUUUUUGCUACAAUAUUUGUGUUAAUUGCCUCAAUAAUAUCCAUACUUAUAUUAGGGAA